Molecule: messenger RNA, 2194 nt
Organism: Tarenaya hassleriana
Lineage: Eukaryota; Viridiplantae; Streptophyta; Magnoliopsida; Brassicales; Cleomaceae
Product: collagen alpha-1(III) chain
Exons: 1
Coding region: 25-2043 (672 amino acids)
Source: RefSeq, a predicted model, not a curated record
CAAACCCUAAAAACACAAAAAUUAAUGGGGAAGCCAAACCAAAACCAGAGCCGGAACGUCCAAAACCAUUCCAUCACACACUUCAGCCAUCCUCAUCGCCUCGAUCUCAUCCCUCCAUCGUCCCCAUCUCCACCGUGCUCCGCCUGUAACCUCCCCGGAAGGUCUACGUACUCAUGCAAGCCAUGCAACUUUGCCCUCCACGAGUCAUGCGCCCAAAUGCCACGUGUCAUGACCCACCCGUCGCACCCUUCUCACCGCCUCACCCUCCUCGCCUUUCCUGCCUACGUCGCUGGAUGCUUCAACUGCGACGCUUGUGGCCUCACCGGCACAGGGUUUAGUUACCACUGCUCCAAGUGCGAGUACGACGUCCACGCUCUCUGCGCCAAUAAUCCUCUUUCCGUACGGGACAGGUCGCACCCUCAGCACCAGUUGAAGCUCAUGUUCGAGUCACCGUACGGUCCGAAAGGAUUCUCCUGUGACGUGUGUGGUCGGAUCGGGAAGAACCAGUGGCUUUACCGGUGCCCCACGUGCGAGUUCGACGCUCACGUGAGAUGUGUUGCGACGACUCAGCCUCAUCUCCAGCACGUGAGCUCUGUCCCCGUUAGCUAUGGCGGCGGAGGAAACGCUCAUCAUCUCGAUCAGCAUAACUCGUUCCCCGGGCAUAACGGAGGCGAUGUUAAUUCCGUCAGGCCCAUUGGAGGAAACAUCAGACCCAAUGGGCCUCCUAGAAAAUAUAGGCCCAAUAUUCAAUCAGGAUAUCCUAAUGGGCCUGGAGGGCAGAAUCGUAAUUUGGGCCUGAAUAGUCCAGUUGGGCCUAUCGGGCGUGAUGGGAAAAUGGGCCAAAGUUUCGGCCCAGUAGCAGUCGCCGACGCUGGCGGCUACGACCGGGUAGCCUACCAUGAAGGCGGCGAAGGUGGAGACUCAUACGGCGGAGGAGAUGAUGAAUUUGGUUAUGACGAAGGCGGUGUAGUAGACAUCGAAGGAGAAGAUGCAACAUAUAGUGAAAACAAUUUUGGAGGCGGCCGAGGUAGCGAUUUGGGCGGCGGCAGCGAUUUCGGCAGCGUUAGCGGAGGAGGUGAUGACGUGUACGGUGGUGAUGAUGCUGAUGAUCUUUAUCCAGCUGACGUGGAUGCCUCGCAACCGGCCAAUGGACCUCAAGAACCUAAUCAAAAUAUGGUAAUGAGUGGGCCGGUUCUUACUGGACCGGGUAAUAUCCGGUACGGUCCGACCGAGAGGCCGAGGAACAUGAACCGGUACAGAGCAAGUGGUAGGCCUAAUGAUCCCAGAAAUACGAAUCGCCGUACGUAUGGUUAUGGGCCUCAACCCAAGGCAAUGAUUAGAAGGCAAAAUAACCCUAACUGGCCUGCGACUAUCGUUAAUGGGCCUAAUUACUUGGGCCCAGAUAGUUCAAAUGGGCCUGACCAAAUGCGACAGGACCCUUCUCAAGGUGGAAUGGUCGAUGAAGGCGAUAUGUACUUUGGUGAGGAGUAUACUGGUGGUUACAAUGACGAGAAUUACGAUGAAGGCGAUGACGGUGGAAGUGUUUACAGCGGUAGUUAUUGCGAAAGCGAUUUCAGCGGCUACGUCGAUAUCGGACGAGGCGACGGAUAUGACGAUAUGUAUGAUAGUAUGGAGGGGGAGAUGCAUCUCCAAGCUGAGGACGAUUAUGUGCAAUCUACCGGCGGAUUUGGAGAUCCAAACCAAUUCACACCAAUGGGCCCACUAGUAGACCCAAACCCGAACCGUCCUAGGCCCAAUGGGUCUAGAAAUUUGAACAUGAAUGGACGAUACGGUGGGGUGAGGCCCAAUGCUUUGACUCGGAGGACGCGAUAUGGGCCGAAUGCGGCAGCUGGGCCUAAUGGGCCUAAUGGAGCAAAUGGGCCUAAUGGGCUUGGAAGCGCGGCGAUGAAUGCGAUGGUUCAGGGUUUGUGUCAAGGAUUUGCUCAGAACAUGAUCGGGAACAGUGACGGCGGCGAUUCGGCGGUUACGAGCGUGGCAUCGUCUGUGUUGGGAGGCUUAUUAGGCGGCAACUCGGAAUCGUGAAAAGGGAAAUCAAAAUUUUAUUCAAGAUUUGUUUUGCUUUAUUUAAUGUGAUAUAUUAUUUUUUUUAAUACCUGGAUUAAUGUAAUUUUUUUUCCUUUCAAAAAUGUUUUUUUUCCUUUUCGUUAGAUUUGUUGUCGUCAUUGUUGUUACU